GAAGGCAUUGGCCGGGCUAUUCCAAAGGUGCUGGGAAUCAUCGCGAAUGGUUGCAAAUGGUUGUCAAGGCAUGCGCUUCAUGUUCCAGCAAACUCCAGGUCCACUUGCAUCCUGGCUUUCUGUUGCUUCUCGGUUUGGCGCUUGCACAAGCGGCGCAAGCAGCGCAUCGUACCUGAAUUCGAGGACGCAAACGCCCAGGCGAGCAACAUUCCAGACGGCUCCAGCUCUCGGCUGGCUAUGAUUUCCGCUAGAUUCGAUGGCGGGCCGGUGGAGAAGCUGAUGCGAAGAAUGCAGAGGAUUCUGGAUGCCCGCAACUACCAUGUGCUUAUCGUUGAGGCUGGAGUUGGUGAUGAUUUUGGUGAUGCCACUUUGGAGUAUUUGUAUCAGAUAAAACGGGAGAACGGCGUCAUCCUGGCCGUGUGUACAUGGAACUAUGCCGAAAUGACGGCAUCACAGUACUCGUCACACAAGGAGCUGCAGUUCGCACUGGAGAACAGCAUUGAAGUCAUCCCAUUGAGGGUGGAAGACACCUACCCUCCAAAGCCACCCUUUGGUGACCAUCAUCCUCACGAUCAACAUGGAUUGGGCCAGGCCCUAGUUCAGAUGAAGAUCCCUCCUACGCUUGUCUUUUUAGAAUGCAGAGGGCGGACUGCGCUACAGAUCGCCAGUGAUAUCGCUGGGAGAUUGAGCAGCGAGAAGGCGGGGCUCAGGGCGAGGCACAUGCGAAGCCCUUCACAUGUUCGCUCCAGGAGUUCGUGCCAGAGGGGCUCAUGGUGUGGUUGCCUGUUUCUAAGUAAGCUCUGUGUCACAGGCCCUGGCCAAGAUGCCGUCCUCGCGAUCGUUGGCAUCGAACCAGCUCCGAUCACCACAGGCCGGAGCUUUAAAGCCUUCAGCCAGAAGCUUUCACCCGCUCGCAAUCGCAGCCGCUUUUUGCGUGCACCGGAGCAUCACUGCGAUGUGCUUCAUUGA
This is a messenger RNA of Symbiodinium sp. CCMP2592, 969 nucleotides long. Lineage: Eukaryota; Dinophyceae; Suessiales; Symbiodiniaceae. The record is from the annotation of a GenBank genome assembly.